Messenger RNA from Maylandia zebra (zebra mbuna), 2334 nucleotides. It is a transcript of the gene esrrd, whose product is annotated as estrogen-related receptor delta. Gene Ontology annotation, molecular function: sequence-specific DNA binding; steroid binding; nuclear steroid receptor activity. The record is from RefSeq and is a predicted model, not a curated record. Gene Ontology annotation, cellular component: nucleus. Gene Ontology annotation, biological process: regulation of DNA-templated transcription. Lineage: Eukaryota; Metazoa; Chordata; Actinopteri; Cichliformes; Cichlidae.
AUAAAUAACAGUGCAGACUCCUGAAAGCCUCAGAUGUCCCUCUGAGACAGUCUCAGCACGUUUGUCCCACUUUUUCGUUGGACAUUGAAGUAUCAUCAGAGACUUUUAUUACUCGGGUGUUGGACGCUCCACAGCAGCUUCACGAUGGAGCUGAAGGACUUCUGCGUGACGGGCUACCUGCUCAGCCCGCAGCGCAUCCUGGACUCCUCUUCUCCCUCCUCCUCCCCCAGAGAUGAACCUCAAUCUCCACCCUCCUUCCUCCACUCCUCCCCCAUUGGUCCCGCCUUUCCUCUGGAAGCCACUCCCACUCUCAGCCCUUCACAUGCAGAAUUCUUCCUCCACAGCCCGGCUUCUUCUUCCUCCUCAUCCUCCUCCUCACCGUACAGUCUCCUGUGCCGAGCAGCGGAGCCCGACUCCCCGACAGGAUGUAGUUCCAGCGGUGGAAGUAGCGUCUUGGUGUCGGAAGCGUCGCUGUGUUUUUCUGUAUCGGACUCGUUUUCAGCGCAGGUCAACUCGAUCCUGAGGGGCGACUACAUGACCUCGAUGGGGGCCGUGGGGCCCAAAAGGCUGUGUCUGGUGUGCGGAGACUUCGCCUCCGGGUAUCACUACGGCGUGGCGUCCUGCGAGGCCUGCAAGGCUUUCUUCAAGAGGACCAUCCAAGGUAACAUCGAGUACAGCUGCCCGGUGAUGAACGAGUGCGAGAUCACGAAGCGGAGGAGGAAAGCCUGUCAGGCCUGCCGCUUCCAGAAAUGUCUGCAGGCCGGGAUGAUGAGGGAGGGUGUCCGUCUGGACCGCGUCAGAGGGGGGCGCCAGAAGUACAAGAGGCGGGUGGAGACGGGACUGAGUUUAUGCAGCAAAGCCCCGUACAGCCACCCGAGCAGCAGCAGGAACAAGGUCAUUUCCCACCUGCUGCUCACAGAGCCCGCCCCUUUAGCUGCCAAUCAGGACGAUUCGACCAAUGACAGCAGCUUGCGGAUCCUGCUGAUCCUGUGUGACCUCCUGAACCGGGAGCUGCUGCUUCUGAUUGGCUGGGCAAAACAGAUUCCAGGCUUCUCCGGACUCUCAUUGGUCGAUCAGAUGUCGCUUCUGCAGAGCGGCUGGAUGGAGGCGCUGCUGGUGGGUGUGGCCUGGCGCUCCCAGGGCGCAGGGGGGGACGAGCUCGUGUUUGCCGGGAAUCUGUGUCUGGACGAAGCUCAGUGUCGAGCCACGGGAUUGGCUGACCUGUACGAGGCGCUGCGUCACCUGAUAGCGAAAUACAGAGCGAUGAAGCUGAGCCCUGAGGAGGUGGUGACCCUGAAGGCCAUGGCACUUGCCAACUCUGACGCUGACCCGGUGGACUGCCCGGACUCGGUGCAGAGGUUUCAGGACGGGCUCCACGAGGCGCUGCAGGACUACGAGUCGUCCCGCCGGGAGCAGCACCGAGCAGGACGGCUGCUCAUGACCCUCCCCCUGCUACGACAGACCGCCGACCGAGCCGUGCAGGCUUUCCUGCGGCUGCACCGCCACCGCCACGUCCCCAUCCACAAACUGCUGCUGGAGAUGCUCGACGCCAAGGCCUGACCGCGUCCUGUCGGCCAUUUAUCGGGGAGACUGUAAAAUGACCCAAUGCACUUGACUUUUAGCUUUCAGAGAAGUUAUAUUUUUGUAUCAUGAUGUUUGUUUUUUGGCAGAAAUGAGCUUCCGUAUUUUUUGUUUAUGGGACCGUUCCUGCUCAGUAAAGCUCAUUUCUGCUCAAAGAUCCAGCGUUACAGCUUUUCAUCAGAAAACAUUAAAGUGGAACCGUUCUACUCAUUUGCAGCGUGGGUUCUGCUAGGGCAGCUUUGCAUGAGUCACAGUUCAGAAUAACCCUUCUUUGUCUGAUACUGGGCCUCUGUCUCAAACAAGCUACUCCCUGUUUAAGGGCUACCGUCCUACUUAAAUGUUUGAACGGCGAGUGGGCGGGGCCUUUAUGUCUGAGAUGACUACAGUAGGGAUAUCCUCUGUGACAUCACAGACCAACAUCAGAAAAAAAAAAAGUUUGAAACAGAGUGUUCGUCUCACUGAAGUCGUUAUUAGAAACUUGGCUCAUGUUUAUUAUGAACAGGAAAGCAGAACAGAGCCACUUUAACCAAUCAGCAAACACUUCUUUAAGCUCCGCCUCCUGUAGGAAAAGGUGGGCAUAUCUAGAGUCAGAUUUAAAUUUAUUUUUAUAAACUAAAAUAUUUUUGUGUGAUAUCCAUUUUUCCACGAUGAUGCGAUCAAACUGCGAUGCUGAGUCGUCGUUUAAAUGGCUGUGGAUGUUUACUGUGUCAGAGCUGUUUGUUAUAACAAUAAAUUAAAGCUUUUGGAAUAAAA